GCGGAACUACACAACCAAACUUUGUUGGUUUACGCGAACGUGAUAAGGAUUGUACGAGCUGUUGCGAUGUUAUUCAGGUCACUGGUGGGGAGUGCCUGCACUCUCCUCGGAGCCGCGACAGCCUUCAAAUUUGGUCAAUUCUAUAGGAAGAAAAUGAAUGAUGUCAUACUAUCAUUCAUUCACUAAACGUUGACUUGCGUCUUCUCAUGAAGCACCUGUGGAACUCCAGGCCCAGGCGGCGGUCCUCCUUCACAGCGCAGUGAGGAAAUCCUCCCUGGUGGAACAAUCAAACAUGAGGGUUGAACUUCUCCCAGCACUCACUGACAACUACAUGUACCUCCUGAUCGACGUGGACACCAGGGAAGCCGCUAUUGUCGACCCCGUGGAGCCAAUAAAGGUUGUGGAAGCUGUGAGGAAGCACGGCGUAAAACUCACAACCGUUUUGACCACUCAUCACCACUGGGAUCACGCGGGUGGAAAUGAGAAGAUGUUAAAGCUGAUGCCAGGACUGCGGGUCUACGGAGGAGAUGACAGAGUCGAUGCCAUUACAAAGAAAGUCUCUCACUCCAACAAUCUGAAGGUUGGAUCACUCAAUAUCAAAUGCCUGUUCACACCGUGUCACACAACUGGUCACAUCUGUUACUACGUGACAAAGGAUAAAAGCACUGAGCCGCCAGCCGUUUUCACAGGGGACACACUGUUCGUGGCUGGUUGUGGUAAAUUCUUCGAGGGUACAGCAGAGCAGAUGCACAAAGCCUUAAUAGACAUUCUGGGAGGCCUGCCCCCUGAAACGCGUGUUUAUUGCGGCCACGAGUACACUGUCAGCAACCUGAAGUUUGCACGUCACGUGGAACCAGACAAUGAAGACAUUCAGAAAAAGCUGGCAUGGGCAAAGGAGAAAUGCAGCAAUGGAGAACCGACCAUUCCAUCCACUCUGGCAGAGGAAUUCACAUUUAACCCCUUUAUGAGAGUCAAAGAGAAGUCUGUGCAAGACCACGUGAAGCAGACUUCCUCCAUUGAAACCAUGAGAAGUCUCCGGAAAGAAAAAGAUGGCUUUCGGGUGCCCAAGGAGUGAUUGCCAGUGAAUUCUCGUUUCUUAACUGCUUACAACUCUUUGAGCUGUUAACGGUGUACAACGAAAUAUAUCUGGAUUUCAUCUUCAAAGCCGCUUUAGAUAAAUCUUCUAUGUUCACUUUAAGUCAAGGCAUAAUUCUUUUUCUUUGUAUGAUCAGAUCACAAUGGCUUUAAACUUGUUUUAGUUGGAUUUGGUUUGUUUUGAUCUUGGUGGUGAUAGUUUCAGGGAAUACAAUUUAAUGCUUUACAUGAGAAAUUCAUUUGUUAAUCUGCAAAUCUUGAGUUUGAAAGUGAGAAUUAAUUUAUAAAAUACAAUGUAAAAAUAUUACAAUUGAGAGUGGCUUGAUCAACAAUUGUAAUGAUAUAUGUAAAGAAAUCUGUAAAUUUGAUAAAUUAUUUCUUUUUCUGUAAGGAUUCAUACCAAUGACACCAAUCUCCUUGUUUUCAUAUUUGCUUGGGGGUGUUAUUUUUUUAUUUUAGAGCAUUGGGAACUUUCAAAUAUUGACUGCUGUCCAUGGAAAAAGCAAUACAAUUUUUUUUAAGUGAGUAGAAAUAAGAUUUUUUCUUUUUCUCCAAAUCGUACCCGAAGUAAAUUAAAUGUGUGGGUGUAAAAGUAGUGAGUAUAAAGAGAUUUUAAUUGUAGGCUUCGAUGCAACGAUGGAUAAAAAAGCAUUCAGUUGCAGUAAAGUAAUUUGAACCUGCAUUUAAAUCUAUUUGUGAAUCCAUGUUCGUUUUUUUUUUUUUGUUUUUUUUUAAGAAAAUACUGCGAAGAAUGAAUUGUAAUGAUAAAAAUCUAUGAAGAGAACACCAUUUGAAAAACCUCCCUGGUGAUCGUUCCGGCUCGAUUAAAAUGUCUUGAGUCGUUGGUGCGGUAACUUCCCCGUCUGUCCGAUAGCAAAGUCAAAUAAAUAUAAUCAGGGCGUCGCAGCUGGAUAAGGAUAAAACAAAGUCUUUUAAAUAUUGUAAUUUGAGUCAUUUGAAAACAAUGUAUUAAUAUUUUGUUUUGGUGCUUGUAGCGUUUUGAGUACUCCAAAUGUGUAUACCCGUCACUUUAAAUUAAUUGCUCGUUGCUGUAGAAAUACUCUAAAUGAAUACUUGACCGUUUUGCGAAAGGUGAGUUUGUUUUUCCAUAUUGAACAGCGGUUUCUAAAAUCUGGAUUUUUCCUAGCUGAAUGCUUCAUUAAAUAUUCCAAAAAUGAAAUAACUAAAAAUUGUACAAACUAAAUCCACAACUGUAACUUUGUGUAGGUCAUGCUUUAAAUAACUGUUCUGCGAAAAAAAUAAAGCAGCUUCCUUCAUAAUUUG
Messenger RNA from Gasterosteus aculeatus aculeatus (three-spined stickleback), 2379 nucleotides. The record is from RefSeq and is a predicted model, not a curated record. Lineage: Eukaryota; Metazoa; Chordata; Actinopteri; Perciformes; Gasterosteidae.